Camarhynchus parvulus is the source of this 1257-nucleotide messenger RNA. RefSeq lists its product as uncharacterized. Gene Ontology annotation, cellular component: ciliary basal body; early endosome; midbody. Lineage: Eukaryota; Metazoa; Chordata; Aves; Passeriformes; Thraupidae. The record is from RefSeq and is a predicted model, not a curated record. Gene Ontology annotation, biological process: positive regulation of cilium assembly; positive regulation of protein localization to cilium; regulation of cytokinesis.
AUGUCGCAGCCAUUUCGCAUCUUUGGGCUAAUGAUGAUGGUCUACCCAGAAUCUCAAGGCUUGCAAGGUGAUGAUGGCAAUGAUGGUGGUGAUGAUGACAAUGAUGGUGGUGAAGAAUCAGAGAACUCCUGCCAUUCUGAUGUUCCUUCACCCUUGUGCAAGAGCAGUGACAGCACAGAUGAAAAUAAGACAGAGGGUCUGGGAGAACCCACAUUUUUCCUAACUCCUGGGGACUCUUACAUGGUGAAAGAUAAACAGGUGGGGUUGGCCAAGCAUGGGCUGGAGCUUGAGAAGGAAGAUCAGGAGCUUCAGGAACCAUUUUACAAAGACGUGGGAAUGUCUGGCAGCUUGGAUGGAGAUGAGCAGCCCAGCCCGACCUACCACCUUCCUGGGCAUCAGAGGUUGCCUGUCCUUCAAAAGGCUGGUACAGCACCAAGUGGCUUCCACGACUCUUUCCAGCACAGCUCAGGCCAGCACUUGGUGACAGAGGCCGCUGCCACACAGGCCCAUGCCAGUGGCCAUUUUGUGGGACACCCAGAGAGCACCACGGGAGUGGAGCCCCACAUGCUGCACGGGGAGGACGGCGAGGACGGCGAGGACGGCGAGGACAGCGAGGACAGCGAGGACAGAGAGUCCCUGUCCCUGCAGCCAACCUAUGACUCGCUGUGGCAGGAGAACAGCACGCUCAGGUCGGAGAACGAAAUGUUCAGGAACGCGAACAUCGUGCUCGCAGCAGAGAACUUCACACUCAGGCAGGCGUUCAGGGAGCUCAGGAAGGACAGGGCUGUGUUCAUGGCUGAGAACGUCGUGCUCAGGGAGGAAUACGACAUGCUCAGGGAACAGUAUGACAGGCUCGGAGGUGAGAAUGAUGCACUCAGGAAGGACAAUGCCAUGGUCAGGAGAAUGUUCCAGACCUUCCAGAACAACUUGAAGAGACAGGUGUGCAUGGUGGCGAGCCUGCAGGAUCAGCUGAAGGCCAGCCAGGCUGAGCGGGAGAGGGAAGUCCAAGAGCUCCAGUCCUUAGUCCAGGAGACUGAGUGUCAUCUUCAGAUAAUGACCCAGCGGGCUCUGAAUGCCGAAACAAACGCGGAGAGGCUGAAGCAGAAGAUCUUUACUCUCCAAGGACAGCUGGAGAGAUGCAAGCUGGGGAGUGAAAACCUGAGACAGACUGGCCCAGAAGCAGUGAAACAGAACUUAGACUUCACCAGGCAAAACCCCCACGAGCUCAUAAUGGGCAAAGAUGCCUCCCUCAGGUAG